AUGCCAUAUUUCCAAGCUGUUCAAUUUUUUCAUCUUCUCAAUAUCUUUUUCUUCUCUGUACUUGUUCUUAUUGGAUGUGAAAAGAAAAAACCAAAAAGUGCAGAAUCCAAUGCAAGCAAGAACCCAUUGGGUCCAUCUAAUCGAAAUCCAGGUCCCGCAUCUUCUCAUAUGUAUGUGGAUGCGACAACGACAAAAUCAAUAGCAUAUACACAACCAUACACCAAACCAGUGGUUACAUAUCACAUAAAGAAAUAA
Molecule: messenger RNA, 255 nt
Organism: Caenorhabditis briggsae
Lineage: Eukaryota; Metazoa; Nematoda; Chromadorea; Rhabditida; Rhabditidae
Exons: 3
Coding region: 1-255 (84 amino acids)
Source: RefSeq, a predicted model, not a curated record